UGAGCUUACGGGACACCCUGUAUACAGGGUCUCCCAUUUGAAAUAACAAAGCUCAUGAUUAUUUCUGGUAUAAGAGGCAACACUGCAUUCCUGGAAAUAUUUUAAGCCGUUAGAGCACGGUAGAUUAUAGAAAAAGCCAAAUUUUCAGAACAAUCCGAAGUCAUGGUUUACGUAUAAGUUCAGCGCGCUAUCAAACGUGAGCCACCCUGUAUAGUUUAUCUAUACUAGAUCAAGAUGACGCUGUGUACAUCAUCUGUUUCCAAAAAAAAUCUGAAUUUUAAUCCACCCAAUUUUUUUAUAAACCACAACGCAACAAAUUUCCAAUGGAAAUACAUACUUAGAUACAUACUUUCCUAUUUUAACUCGCCUUUUGAAAGUAAAUUUUUGAAUUUCCCGCCGGCCUACGCCAUAACCAAAACAAACCCCCUACCUCUAAACGCCACUCGACACUGAUUUUGAGGUUAAAAUGUUUGUUUAUUUCUGAAAGCUCAAACUUUGUCUCACAUUAAAAGUGCAAUUUUUUCAUUGUUGUGCAAACGGAAUUAAUUGGGCUGAUCAUGGAUAACCCUGAAAACAAUGAGGCUGCUGAAAAGUCGGAAAAAGUAAUUUUUAAAUCAGUUAAAAAGCGCAACCUGCGACAAAAAGUCAAGAGCGAUAGUGAUGAUGAAGAAACGGCCCAAAUCAGCAACAAGUUGGGAGAGAUGAAGGAGCGGCAGAAUUUGCGGAAGCGGCCCCAUGGAGUGAGCGUAAUCGGGCUGGCUUUAGGAACGAAAUUUUCGGCAGGAGAUGAGGCCUCAUCGAAGGACCCUUUCAAGGUGGAGGCUGGCGGAAUGGUGAACAUGCAAGCCCUAAAGUCAGGAAAAGUGAAACAAGUCGACGAUGCAUAUGACACGGGAAUUGGCACGCAAUUCUCAGUCGAAACCAACAAAAGGGAUGAGGACGAAGAAAUGAUGAAAUUCAUCGAAAACGAGCUAUCAAAAAAGAAAGGCAAAGUGGGGCAGGAAGAACCGAUUUUACUUACCAAGAAAAGCUCCUACCUGAGCCCUGAAGAAGCUGCCCUACAAGCAGUACCCGACCAUCUAAGAGAGUCAUCAACCAAAAGAUCAGAAGAAAUGUUAUCCAAUCAAAUGCUUAGCGGGAUUCCCGAGGUGGAUUUGGGCAUUGAGGCAAAAAUUAAGAACAUCGAAGCCACAGAAGAGGCAAAACUGAGGUUGCUGUGGGAGAGCCAAAAUAAAAAGAAUGGGCCAUCGCAGUUUGUUCCUACUAAUAUGGCGGUUAAUUUUGUGCAGCAUAAAAGAUAUAAUAAUGACCGGGCAGAAAUGGCGAGGAAAAAAGCCAAAACUGAAGUCGAAGACAAGCAGAAGAAGAAGGACGAAAAGGCCACCGACGAUUAUCACUUUGAGAAAUUCAAAAAACAGUUUAGGAGAUAAUUAAAGUUAUUAAAAUAAAA
Messenger RNA from Dendroctonus ponderosae (mountain pine beetle), 1450 nucleotides. RefSeq names its product telomere length and silencing protein 1 homolog. Gene Ontology annotation, cellular component: spliceosomal complex. The record is from RefSeq and is a predicted model, not a curated record. Lineage: Eukaryota; Metazoa; Arthropoda; Insecta; Coleoptera; Curculionidae. The coding region runs from base 558 to 1430 and encodes 290 amino acids. Gene Ontology annotation, biological process: mRNA splicing, via spliceosome. The transcript has 6 exons.